AUGGACAAUUGUAAAAUAGAAAUAAGAAAUGUAACUGCUGUUGUAAGAGUUCCAUACUUCGUUGCCUCCACUGAUCCGGAGAAUUUUUACUAUAGUCUUCUUCUGCAAUACAUGCCCUACCGCUCGGAGCAAGAACUACUUGAAGGAUUUAAUUCUUCAAAAGAAGCCUUUCUUGCUCGAGAAGAGGCUUUAAAAAGAAACAGCGAGCAAAUGGAAGAAUAUCGAGAACGAGAUAGACAACUGGAGAAUGCCUUUAACCAAGCUCACGCAUUCGAAAUACUCGAUGCAGAACCGCUUGAAUUGCAGGAAGACGUUGACGAAGAAGUUUUGGAACAACAAAUAAUGGACGACAUUCAAUUUCAAAAUGCAGUCCAAGCAAUGAACUUGCGUCAAAAAGACAUAUUCAAGUACAUUACAUCAAGUAUUCAAGACCAAUUGGGUGGCAGCCAACACCGAGAAAGACUUUUCAUCACUGGCCAAGCUGGCACUGGAAAAACAUUUCUUUUCAAUCUACUGAAAAAUCAAGUCAACCGAUGUUACGCCAAGCCAGUAGUCAAAGUAUGUGCUUUAACAGGUGUAGCUGCACGAUUGGUUGGAGGAUCCACAUUACACAACUCGUUGAAAUUACCAGUUCAAAAAGAUGGUCGUAUUGUGGAAAUGCCUUUACUAACUGGAAUAUUUCUCCAAACUAUGCGUCGACUUUGGACAGACAUUGAAUUCUUCUUCAUUGAUGAAAUAUCCAUGGUACCGUACGAGAUGCUAUGCAUGAUUGACUCGCGUUUGAGGCAAUUAAAGAACACUGACAAUUUUUUUGGAGGCCUUAACAUUCUAGUAUUUGGUGAUCUAAUGCAGCUUCCACCUGUGAGAGGAAGACAAAUAUUCCAACAGCCCGAGCACAUGAUUCCUGCUACUGACUUAUGGAAACUUUUUUCUUUGGUAGAAUUGGUGGACAAUAUGAGACAGCAAGGAGACAUGUUGUUCGUUGACCUCUUAAAUGCUCUUAGAAUUGGUGAACUCUCGGCACAGCAUAUGGCUGUUUUACUUGAGAGAGAAAGUUCCGAUAUGGAUGGAGAGUUUUCCAUUGAAAGAGCCUUAAGAAUCUACCCAACUAACAAGCAGGUAGAUGAACAUAACAAUCGAGUUCUCCAGUAUUUCAGGAGCAAAAAUACUAGUAUCUACAAAAUUCGUGCCCAAGAUCAACUAAUCGAUGCAACAAAAAAACUCAACGAAAAUACAAGUAUCGAUAGCAUCAUUUCAAAAGACAUUAACAAGACCGGAGGUUUACCGCGAGAAUUAGAAAUUUUCGUAGGAGCUAAGGUUAUGUUAAGAGCCAAUAUUGACGUCACCAAAGGUCUUGUUAAUGGAGCUAUAGGAUUUGUAAAAGAGAUUGUUUGGCCAUAUUUUCGCAGAGCUCAAGUGUAUGCCGAGGACAUACCAUCUGUUCUCAUCAAUUUCGGUAAAGACGGCAUACACAAAAUCGAGCCGAAAUCCAUUCAAUUUCCAGCUUUAUACAGUUAUGGGAACUGCCGAAAGGCGAAUGUUGCCGUUGAUUUUGUCGUGGGCUUCAACUGUACAUAA
Uloborus diversus is the source of this 1578-nucleotide messenger RNA. RefSeq names its product ATP-dependent DNA helicase PIF1-like. Lineage: Eukaryota; Metazoa; Arthropoda; Arachnida; Araneae; Uloboridae. The record is from RefSeq and is a predicted model, not a curated record. The transcript has a single exon. Gene Ontology annotation, biological process: DNA repair; telomere maintenance. The coding region runs from base 1 to 1578 and encodes 525 amino acids. Gene Ontology annotation, molecular function: DNA helicase activity.